AUGCAGUCAGCACUGACCGUUCUCUUCAUGCUGCUCUUCUUGCUGCUCUGCCUCCUGGGGAUGCUGGCCAACGGCUUCAUUGUGCUGGUGCUGGGCAGGCAGUGGCUGCGGUGCGGCAGGCUGCUGGCCCUGGACACGAUCCUCAUUAGCUUGGGUGCCUCUCGCUUCUGCCUGCAGUGGGUUGGUUUGGUGCAUAACUUCUACUACCGUAUCCACUUUGCCGAUUACAACUGGAAUCUGUCCCGACAGCUCUUCGGUCUACACUGGUACUUCCUGAACUCAGCCAACUUCUGGCUUGGUGCCUGGCUCAGUGUCCUGUUCUGCCUGAAGAUUGCUAACAUCACCCACCCCACCUUCCUCUGGCUCAAGUGGAGGUUCCCAGGGGUGGUGCCUUGGCUCCUGCUGGGCUCUGUCCUGGUCUCCAUCAUCGUAACCCUGCUGUUCUUUUGGGGAAACCACACUCUGUAUCAAGAAUUUUUAAUUAGAGAAUUUUCUGGGAACAUGACCUUUCAAGAGUGGAAGAAGAGGAUGGAAAUUCACUAUUUCCUGCCCCUGAAACUUGUCACACUGUCAAUGCCUUUGUCUAUUUUUCUGGUGUCAAUGGCACUGCUGAUUUGUUCUCUGAGGAGCCACAUCCAGAGAAUGUGGCAGACCAGCCACUCCCUGCAGGACCACAGCAUGGAGGCUCACACCAGAGCUCUGCAGUCCCUCAUCUCCUUCCUCAUCCUCUAUGCUCUCUCCUUUGUGUCCCUGAUGAUUGAUGUUGCAAAAUAUUUUUCUUCCGAGAGCCAGUGGUACUGGGUCUGGCAGAUUAUAAGCUAUUUUACUAUAUCUGUGCAUCCCUGCAUCCUCAUCUUCAGCAACAUCAAGCUUCGAGGCACGUUCAGGCAGCUACUAUUGUUGGCCAAGGGCUUCUGGGUGGCCUAA
Molecule: messenger RNA, 927 nt
Organism: Nycticebus coucang (slow loris)
Lineage: Eukaryota; Metazoa; Chordata; Mammalia; Primates; Lorisidae
Product: taste receptor type 2 member 41
Exons: 1
Coding region: 1-927 (308 amino acids)
Biological process (GO): G protein-coupled receptor signaling pathway; sensory perception of taste; detection of chemical stimulus involved in sensory perception of bitter taste
Cellular component (GO): membrane
Molecular function (GO): G protein-coupled receptor activity
Source: RefSeq, a predicted model, not a curated record